Molecule: messenger RNA, 543 nt
Organism: Parnassius mnemosyne (clouded apollo)
Lineage: Eukaryota; Metazoa; Arthropoda; Insecta; Lepidoptera; Papilionidae
Source: the annotation of a GenBank genome assembly
AUGAUCCUUAAAUAUGUAUUAUUUAUAAGCAUUUUCAUUUAUAAAGUCAUUUGUAGAGACUAUUACGCAGGUAUGUUUAAAAAGAAUGACAUUCUAGUGGCACAAGAUCGUGUGUUUAAAGGUAGGGUACCUUGGGAACACACGUACGCAAAAUAUGGAAGAAUUUUCAAGUGUCCAAUCACCUACAUCAGAGUUGCGAACCGUUUAGGUACAGGAGGUAGUUCAACAGCACAAAUUAUCAGAGGUGGUAUCCUCUAUAAAUAUGUGGUGAUUCUUUUGACGUCUCCAUAUGACCUUCCAAUUUCAGUCAAUAUAUACAUUGGAUGUGAAAACAAAAUGACAACAACUAAAAGAACUAAAAGAACAACAACAACAACAACAACAACUAAAACAACCAGGGCUACAGUAAAAUCUAGUUCUGGAAACCAAAUAAAGACUAUCGCCAGUACUCGAGCAGAUUUGAACGAAUCUACUACUGUAAUAAAUAAUAAAGGAACUGGUAGUACAAUAAGUCCUACAACAUUAACGACUGUUAAAAUUUAG